Daucus carota subsp. sativus is the source of this 1605-nucleotide messenger RNA. RefSeq lists its product as uncharacterized. The transcript has 4 exons. NCBI's taxonomy places the organism in Eukaryota, Viridiplantae, Streptophyta, Magnoliopsida, Apiales, Apiaceae. The record is from RefSeq and is a predicted model, not a curated record. The coding region runs from base 1 to 1605 and encodes 534 amino acids.
AUGAAUAUUAUCUUGGAACAUACUGAAGAUGGAGUUACUAUUCCUCACAGAACCUAUCUGAAAACACCUGCUGAGUUCUCGGAUGAGGAUAAUGAGCUGAUAAAUCUAGAUGUAACUCUACAGCUCAUUCUGAUCGAAUCAUUGGAUCCAGUAAUGUACAAUAAUGUUGUCAAUUGUACAAGUGCUAAGCAGAUAUGGGACACUCUGCAAAUUAUCAAUGAAGGAUCUGAGGAAGUACGGGAAAACAAGAAGGAAAUUCUUGUGGCUCAAUAUGAGCAAUUUGGUUCUAAUCCCGGAGAAGGAAUUUCUGAAGUAUUCAUCAGAUUCAACAAUUUGAUAAACAAUCUGAAUCUGAACGGGAAAUACUACGACAACAAAGAGGUGAACCUAAAGUUUUUGCUGACGCUCCCUGAGCAACUAGAACAUCGGAUAACCGCCAUCAGAGAAAGCAGAGAUUUGACAGAGAUCUCAUUGGAACAGCUGUAUGGGGUUCUGAAAACCUAUGAAUUGGAACAGGCUCAAACUAAACAGAGAUACGGAUGGGGAAAGACACUGAACACGUCUACGUCUGUCAGCAAUUCUACUGCCCUCAUAAUACAAUCACCUCUUGCGAAAGAAAGGAAGGUUGUUGUACCUUCAAGAAGCUCCCACGAGUAUGUUGUGCCGGAAAUGGGACAUACUUCAGUAAGUACGGGAGAUGAUGAAUUUUACUCGAUGGAAGAGUUAGAUCAGCUGGAGGACGAAUUUCUUGCUAUGUUUGCCAGGAAGUUUGGUCACAUGAGAUUUAGGAAGAAUCCCUCCUACAAGUUUAAAUCUUCUGGUAGUAAAUUUCAGAAAGGGGGAUCUUCGUCCACAACAUCAAAAGGGGCUUACAAGACUGGGAUGGUUGAUCGAAGCAAGUUUAAAUGUUUCAACUGUGAUGAGCCUGAUAGUGAUGAGGAGGAAGAGCGGGGGAAUGUUGCUCUAAUGACUUUUAUGGAACCUUCUACACCUCCACAUCGCACUGGCGGAUUUCCGGUAGAUCCUACUUGCCCUAAACUGUUUAUGCAAUUAGGACUUGAACGUGAUGACGCUCGUAAUAAGCUCAAAGCUCUGACUCUUGAACACAAAGCUUUAAAGCAAGAAGUUCAUGAGUUAAAGUUAAAAGAAAAACUAGUGCUCACCCCUAAAAUUGAACAACUAACUAGUCAGUUAUUGACUCAGACUAAUAAAGUCGAAGUGUUAGAAUUUAGGGAGAAAAAGUUGAAUGAGCAGUUAGCUGAAGAGAAGGCUUCACCUGAAGAUAGUUGGCUAUGGCAUAAGAAGCUGUCUCACCUUAAUUUUAAAAUUGUAAACUCUUUGGUCAAGAGGGAUUUGGUGAGAAGACUGCCUCCUUUGGAAUUCACUCUACAAGGACUUUGUGAGGCAUGUCAGAAUGGGAAGGCUAAGAUAGCAUCAUACAAAGGCACAGACACCAGUAACAUUACUGAACCACUUCAACUAUUACAUGUGGAUUUAUUUGGUCCGGAUGAAACUCCUCAAUUGGUAAUUGAUCUUAUCAAGGAGAUCGAGUUGGAUUCGAAUGAUAAACUUCAUGUCAGAGCAAUAAGGUCCGAUAAUGAAUAG